Messenger RNA from Punctularia strigosozonata HHB-11173 SS5, 496 nucleotides. RefSeq lists its product as uncharacterized. NCBI's taxonomy places the organism in Eukaryota, Fungi, Basidiomycota, Agaricomycetes, Corticiales, Punctulariaceae. The coding region runs from base 120 to 389 and encodes 89 amino acids. The transcript has 3 exons. The record is from RefSeq and is a predicted model, not a curated record.
GCUGGUAUCAGGUCAGACAUCUGCAAAGCGACCGUUGAGCAGAAACAUCUCUUAACGAUUAUCCAUUCAACACCGCUGAAAUUUCCUCUACAAAGUAAUCGGCACCAAAUUCAACCGCAAUGGGUACUCUGCGUCUCAGGAGCAUCGUUCCCAACCAGGAGAUCAAAGCAUUCGUGAGCAAGUACUCUGGCGGGAAUGACGAGUGGUUUGAGCUCCUCGGAUACUUCGACGACAGCAAAUCUUCGUGGUCGCGCAGCGGCUGGGAGGUUGUCGUCUUCGCGAACCAGUCUGGGUCGCAGCGCAAGGGUGUUUACCUUGAAAUCGGUUCCAAGAAGAUCGACAUCACGUUCAAGGGGUUCGACCAUGAGCUCGAGAUUGUAUACCUCUGAUUACAUGAAGCGAGUAGUAUUCAAACCGUAGCUCGCGUAGCGUUGCAUUGUGUCGUGUAGAACGAGGGAUAUGAUUCCGAGUCAGCACUGGGCUGUCGAGAUGAUGA